Messenger RNA from Didymodactylos carnosus, 1365 nucleotides. The record is from the annotation of a GenBank genome assembly. NCBI's taxonomy places the organism in Eukaryota, Metazoa, Rotifera, Eurotatoria, Philodinida, Philodinidae.
AUGGCAGCCUCUAUUCACACAGCAGCCUCUAUCCACACAGCUCGACAUUCACAGCAGCCUAGUAUUAGUACAACAACAAGUGAAGAUGAGAGUCUACUAAAUAUGGAUACAGACGGCAACAAUAACCAAAGUUCCAACGACCAUAUAAAUAUGAAUGAAAAUGCACCAUUAUUAUUCAACGAAGAGUUAAUUAUUCAAUCUAAAAGAAACCAGGAUGAACAAUUAAUAAUGACCACUGCAGCUAGGACAAAUGAUUUCACAGAAACAUCAAAAUUCGAAGGAAGUUCUACUCAUUGUCAUGUACCAGAUACAAAAUUUGACUAUGGUGCCAGAAACAGAUUAGUUAUUGUACUUGUGCUAUGUGGUAUAUUGUCAAAUUCAACCGCAGUUAUUACAGAUGCAGCGCACAUGGCAAUAGAUGUAGGCAGUUUUGUGAUAUCAUUAACGGCCAUGUAUCUUGGAACAAAACGACCAACACAACGAUUAUCUUUUGGAUACUCACGAGCAGAAGUACUUGGUGCGUUAAUUAGUGUACUAGCAAUAUGGUUGGCUACCGGUGUGCUUGUUUAUAUGGCCAUUGAACGUUGUAUAAAUCAAAAUUUCACUGUUAAUUCAUUGGAAAUGAUAGUCACUGCCUCUUGUGGUGUCCUAUUCAAUAUAGUUAUGUUUUUUGUGUUACAUGCCAAUUGUUGCAGCAGUAUUCCUCAUCAUGGUCACAGUCAUGGAUCUAUGGAACAUGGUCAUAGCCAUACCCAUGGACAUACUAAUCAUGCACGACUAAAUAGCAACACUUCAGAUACAACUACGGCAGUUGACAUGGUUGAUGAUGAACCGUUGAGUAUUGCCGUAAGACCACAGAAACAACAUCGACACCAACCUGUUAAUGAUAUUAAUGUGAGAGCUGCUAUCAUUCAUGUUAUUGGUGAUUUUGCACAAAGUGUCGGCGUAUUAGUAGCAGCAAUUAUUAUCAAAUUUAAACCUGGAUAUAAAUUAGCCGAUCCAAUAUGUACAUUUCUUUUUUCUGUACUUGUCUUAAUAACUACAAUCACUAUCAUGAGAGAUAUUGUCUUUGUGUUGAUGGAAGCUGUUCCUCAUCAUAUCGAUUAUUUAAAGGUUAUUGAAGAUUUAAUGCAAAUUCCAGGCGUUCGAAAUGCUCAUAGUCUACAUAUAUGGUCAUUAUCAAUGAAAAAAGUAGCCCUCUCCGUCCAUAUUGCCGUUGAUAAUGAUCGUGAUUAUUUGACUGUUUUACGUCAAGCACAAGAUUUACUACGUCAUGCACAUUCUAUCGAUCGCACCACAAUACAAAUCGAAGAGUACGAUGAUAUUAUGAAAUCGUGUGAAAAUUGUAAAAGACCAGGUCUCUAA